ACCCACACACAAGAAGGAAUCUAGCAGAGAAGGUAAUUUCUGCUUGCACAUAUGGGAUGGUCUGGAGUCUGGAGGGAUUGAGGAUUUCGAUUGAUUGACAUCACAAAGCUCCGUCUGAGGAAUGUGAUUUUCGUGCACUUGUAUUAGCGUCUCUACUGACGAGGAGGAGAAUCAAAUAUAUCGCAUGCUCUCCAUCGUGCUUCUAGAGCGGGCGGGCGUCGAUUCCGCAAGUUAAAUACAAUGUCUCUGCCCCCUGCGUGUUCGGCCACUUCCACGUCGAGGUUAAGCGACUCCGUGUACGAACUUUACAACCCAGGAGUUGAAUCGGUGCUGGACGUUGUAUUCUUUCACGGCCUACAAUCGUCACACACCUCUGUACCUCACUUAUCAACAUGGAUAUCAAGCGGUUCUCACAAGGAAGUAUGGCCGCAGACCUGGAUCCCGCAAGAGUUUCCGGGAGCUCGGAUUCUCUCUGUCCAGUACGAUGCUUCUAUCAGGACAUCAGCAGAGCAUGGAAGAUUAGACCUCUACCUCACAGCCGAAAGUUUGAUGCAUAAUCUUAUAAUUGCGAAGGUGGGGCAGCAUCCUUGGCGUUCAGUUAUACUUGUCGGUCAUAGUUACGGAGGCCUUGUGAUCAAACAAUUGUGCGUCCACGCACACUUCAGCGAAAGCUUGCACCGCUCUGACAAACAAAUAGCUCGCUUUCUCAACUCCGUCACAGGAAUUUUCUUCUAUGGAACGCCGCACCAUGGAAGUUCAUCAUUCUUCACUCCAAAUGGAACAAAACUAAAGGACGCUAGCCCUCUACUCGACUAUGUCAAGCUGCUUUGCGCAGAAUCAGGUCGCCUUCAUGAAAAUUUUGAUGCUUUACGUUUGUCCUACAAGUGGAGCAUUGCUGGAGUCGGAGAAUCGAGACCUACUACGUUCAUGCUAGAUGCAGAGUCUCGGAAUGCUGUUGCAGUUAGCCGUGAGAUGAUUGUAGUUGAGGCUUCAGCUCGGUACGGUGACUUCACUGUGGAGCUUGAGGAUCAUAUCUCUCUCUGCCAGCCCGAGAGCAGGACUUCAAAUACUUACAUACGGUUGACAUCGUUCCUGCAAAGCAAUAAGGUGAACAGGAGAAGACUUCCUGAUAAUCUCCAGACGGUGCCGAAAAUGGCUAUGAGCCUACAUUCUGACUUACUUGUAGAGGUUCAAAACAUUUUACGCACAGGUCCAGCAGCAGUUGCUCUUUGCGGCAUGGGAGGAGUAGGGAAAACAACUCUCGCAAAGCUGUUGUUCAAUGAGUUGUGUGCUGAAUAUGAAUACACUUGUUUCAUUCCGAGAUGUACGGACAUGAAAAAUACCAAGGAGAUAGAAGACAAAGUGUAUUCCUCGAUGCAUCAUCUUGGCAAACAGCUUACACAAGGAGUGGAAAAAUGGAAACCGACUGAUUUGAGACAGCAAACACUUCUCCUUGUUCUGGAUGACAUUGACAAUGGUAGUCAUGUUGCAUUUCUCCAGGACAUAGUUUCGAAGAACGAUUGCGCAAACAGUCGUUACAUUGUUACCUGUAGAGAUAGAAACAUUUUGAACAGUUUAGAUUCACGCGUGUUUGAUGUGAAAUUCUUGAAUCCCGAGAGCUCCACAAAGUUAUUUAUGAGCUACGCAUUUCCGUAUCCGACCGAACCGAGUCCUUCACUGAAGGAAUGGGUACACAAGAUCGUCGCGAAAUGUGAUGGACUACCAUUAACCCUAGAGGUGAUAGGCAAGUAUCUAAAGACGAAAGUCAGUGAAAGCAUAUGGAUGCAGUGUUUCCACGCUCUAGAUGAAGCAGAAAACGUAGUGAGUUUGGAUGACCAGUUAUGGGCAAAAUUGAGAGUUUCUUACGACCGUUUGGGUAGUCAAGAGAAAAAUAUGUUCCUUGAUGCUGCGUCAUUCUUCAGCAAUUCCACCUGGAAGCUUCGAGAAGCUAAGGCUUGCUGGCGUGUGCUCUAUGGCCUCGAAGAUCUCCGAUGGGAGACUCUGGUAGACUUGUCUCUUGUCUACAAUGUAAAGGAAGAGAAAAGUAUACAAAUGCAUGAGCAAUUGAGGUCUCUCGGAAUUAGGUUGGCUUCAGGAUGGGGAACAGGUGGCAGAUGUAGGACUUGGACUCCCAAAAAUGUUCCUUCGAGGUUUAAUUCCUCAAAUUACAAUGAGAGGAUUACAGAAGGACAGUUCUAUUCCAAUGAUCCAGGCUCAUCAAGCACUGGUAUGGGAACACCUAUUGAGGAGGUCAUAGCGCUACGACUUGAACACUCGAUGCUCCUCGACUCGAGAGAUAUUGGCCAGAUGAAGAAGCUGAAAUAUUUGGAUUCCAAGGAGUUGAUGUUGAAUGAAGUAGGUGGCAAGCUUCCAAAGAAUCUGACCCUUCUUCGACUCCGUGGAGAAGUGAACAAUCUUCAUAACCUGGUAGACCGAGGGCUCGCGAGAAGUUUGGCUGUUCUGGACUUGACGGCACCGCUCACAUGUUUGCCAACAACCGUCAGUGACUUUCAAAACCUUGAAGUUAUGAAAUUCGCAGGCUGCCUCUUCCAAUGUCUUCCCGAAGCAUUCGGACAACUUUCCAGGCUUUGUCAUCUUACAUUUACUUCGUGCGAGAUUUGUUCACUCCCCGAAGCUUUUGGAGGGCUCUCACAACUGCGAUCUUUGGAACUUCAUUGGUGUCGGAGGUUGGAAGCAUUGCCGGACAGCUUCGGAAAUCUGUUCAAGCUAGAAAGCCUGACAAUAGUUGGGAGUCAUAUCUCAAAACUGCCUGAGAGCUUCGGAAAUCUGUCCCAGCUACAAAUCCUGGAUCUAAGUGGGAAUGAUUUCUCAAAACUGCCUGAGAGCUUCGGAAAUCUGUUCAAGCUAGAAAGCCUGACAAUACUUGGGAGUCAUAUCUCAAAACUGCCUGAGAGCUUCGGAAAUCUGUCCCAGCUACAAAGCCUGGUAAUAAGUGGGAAUGAUUUCUCAAAACUGCCUGAGAGCUUCGGAAAUCUGUCCCAGCUACAAAGCCUGGUAAUACUUGAGAGUCCAAUCUCAGAACUGCCUGAGAGCUUCGGAAAUCUGUCCCAGCUACAAACCCUGUCACUAUGGGAGAAUGAAAUCUCAAAACUGCCUGAGAGCUUUGGAAAUCUGUCCCAGCUACAAAGCCUGGAAAUACAUGAGAGUCCAAUCUCAGAACUGCCUGAGAGCUUCGGAAAUCUGUCCCAGCUACAAACCCUGACAAUAUGGUGGAGUAAAAUCUCAGAACUGCGUGAGAGCUUCGGAAAUCUGUCCCAGCUACAAAGCCUGGAGAUACGUGGGAGUGAUAUCUCAAAACUGCCUGAGAGCUUCGGAAAUCUGUCCCAGCUACAAAGCCUGGUAAUAGUGGCGAAUAAAAUCUCAAAACUGCCUGAGAGCUUCGGAAAUCUGUCCCAGCUACAAAGCCUGGUAAUAGGUGAGUGUGAUAUCUCAAAACUGCCUGAGAGCUUCGGAAAUCUGUCCCAACUACAAAGCCUGAUAAUAAGAUGGAGUGAUAUCUCAAAACUGCCUGAGAGCUUCGGAAAUCUGUCCCAGCUACAAAGCCUGGUAAUAAAGGGAGAGAAAAUCUCAGAUCUGCCUGAGAGCUUCGGCCGUCUCGCUAGUCUGCGGGUCCUGAAGCUUAAAGAUAUGAAGAGACUCCAAGCCUUGCCGGAUACUUUUGGGCAGCUUUCACAGUUGUCGCACUUGACGAUGCUGGGCUGCAACAUCAUCCAAAAAUUCCCGGAAUCGUUCGGCAAUCUGGCCAACCUGUCCACAUUAGACAUCAUCGAGUGUCCCAGUCUUAACUACUUCGGGGUUCCGAAGAGCACCAAAGUAUGCAUUGAUAGCCGGAUGAUAGCGUUUGGAGUAGAACUUCACCUGGAGCCUUUUUUGGAGUGGUUGUGAAGGUUAUGUUACCAAUCAAUAUUCACAUGUUUUCUAGUGUGGAAAAAUAGGUCAAUUUCACUAGAAGAACUCAAGUUUUAGUUUUGUUCAUGUUCGAAAGUAGUUCAGUGAGUGGUGGUACGAUCUUUCCACUUGGUCGCAAUUGACCAUAAUUUGGUGAUUUGGAGGACGGGAGAAGUUUUGCGGACGUAAUCAAGGUUCUCGUGAGAUUGUAAUCUAGUUGUAGUUUGGAAGUGCAGGUGAGGGAAUCGCUCGAUUGUAAUGUGCAAGGAACUGGUAGAGGAAAAUUUGACUUCGGUUUUGGCCUUUAGACUGAGGCCGGAGCAAUCGAGUUGAUUUGCCUCUGUUUCUUCAGCAGUGGGCGGUGCCUGUUACGUGAGGAUCACUUUGUAUUGAGCAUGGAUGUUGGAGCCUUCGAUCCGCAACUGAACUUGAAUUCGCGAGAUGGGCCUAUCCUAGGGUUCAACUGAGAGUUGUUAGUGGGGCGGAAGUUUUGGGAUUUCUGUGUUCGGAUGGCUAUGGCUCUUUGAUCUAGAGUGGGGUCCCAAUUGUACAGUUCUGCAAAGGAGUGAUGAAAGCAGCAGAGAAAAGAGCGCUCUAUUUGUAAGCUUCGGAGUUGAGUCUUGGUGAAGAUUCAAAGUGGUGAACCUCGGUAAUCUGGCCUUUGGUGCUAAAUUGGACGCUGUCUUGUCAUCC
Marchantia polymorpha subsp. ruderalis is the source of this 4602-nucleotide messenger RNA. NCBI's taxonomy places the organism in Eukaryota, Viridiplantae, Streptophyta, Marchantiopsida, Marchantiales, Marchantiaceae. The record is from the annotation of a GenBank genome assembly.